This is a messenger RNA of Sphaerulina musiva SO2202, 1201 nucleotides long. Its product is annotated as glycoside hydrolase family 16 protein. The record is from RefSeq and is a predicted model, not a curated record. Lineage: Eukaryota; Fungi; Ascomycota; Dothideomycetes; Mycosphaerellales; Mycosphaerellaceae. Gene Ontology annotation, biological process: carbohydrate metabolic process. Gene Ontology annotation, molecular function: hydrolase activity, hydrolyzing O-glycosyl compounds. The transcript has a single exon. Bases 25 to 1167 code for a protein of 380 amino acids.
GCCGGGACUCCACCUUCAUCCACCAUGUUCCUCAUUGCGCUCCCGAUGCUACUCUUGUCGGCAAGAAGUGCGCAUGCGAACUGUGAAUGCGGGUACGCCAUCGACGACAGCACCGUCUUCACCGAAGCGGUAGAGACCGACUUCCUUCACCUGGAAGACCUCGCUCCGGAUGCGAACCACACCUGGAUUCCGCAGGCCUACAAUGUGACACGGACAGCCGCACGCGGACCCUAUGGCAAAUCGAGUCAAGUCGAAAACGUCGUGCCCAAUCCUGUCCAUGGCGGGCAGUUCGACUGGCUGGGGCCGGGCAUUCGAGCGGAGGAUCCAGGUCUGCAAUUGUGGGUCCGAAGUGCGCUUCUUCCGUCGUCGUCGUCUUCUUCGCCCAUUUCUUCUCCUGAAGACGGAGAAAUGGUCCCGAUGGCGGAAAUUGUGUCUUCUCGCGACGAUGUGCUCUAUGGCAGCUUCCGCAUCGGGAUGAAAACGACGUCCGUGCCGGGGACGUGUGCUGCCUUCUUCUUCUAUUUCAACGAUUCCAAUGAAAUCGACAUGGAGUUUUUGUCCAAACAGAAUGUCAACAAAACUAUCAAUCUCGUCAUUCAAUCUCCUGAAAGCGCCAGUCGGGGCUACGCUUCUGGAUCAGAUUUCGAUACUCGCACUCUUGCGUUCGGAUCUCAGGAGGGGUACAACGAGUAUCGAUUCGACUGGCGUCCGGGACGAGUAGACUUUUAUGCGAAUUCGGUGUUGUUGUCGAGUAUUUCCGACAAUGUGCCCCAGUCGGCGGGGAAAAUUCAUGUUUCGCAUUGGAGCAACGGGAAUGAUGGGUGGAGCGCGGGGCCUCCGAAAGAAGACGCCGUCAUGACUGUCAGCUAUGUCAAAGCGUAUUUCAAUUCGUCCGAUGCGGGUGUCACCACGAAGUCGUUGGAGUCGUGUACGGAGGCGGCGUCACAGCAGGUGUGCAGAGUGCCAGACCAGACGGCGCCGCCCGAUCCGGGAGGUGUCAAUGGGAAUGAGACUGGCCAUACGACUUUCUUCACACUGCCGGGGUCUAAUGCCACCAUAGAUGAUGAUGAUGACCCGCCCCAGAAAGGCGACGGGAGUCGAUGCGUAUUUCCAGAGGCGUGGUGGACUGCUUCCAUAGCGUUUGCCAUUGUACUUCUUUUUACUUGAUACCAGUUUAUAAUAAUGAACACUUGCUAUCUAU